Arachis duranensis is the source of this 717-nucleotide messenger RNA. RefSeq lists its product as uncharacterized. The transcript has a single exon. Bases 1 to 717 code for a protein of 238 amino acids. The record is from RefSeq and is a predicted model, not a curated record. Lineage: Eukaryota; Viridiplantae; Streptophyta; Magnoliopsida; Fabales; Fabaceae.
AUGAAGUUCAGGAAGAACGACAGCAAAAGGGUAAGGGCAGUAUGUAAGGUGAAGGAUUGCAAAUGGGUCGUAUACGUCUCGAGGGACCACGGAGACAGUUGCUGGCAAGUGAAGACAUUCUUGAAUGAUCAGACCUGUCCAAGAGAGGAUAGGAACAGGGCAGCAAAUAAAAACUGGGUAGUAGGUAAGUUGAUGAAAAAGCUAAGGAAAUAUCCCGAUUUCAGGAACUGUGAGGCUACAACUUUUUUCAAGACGAAAUACGAUUUGUCGCUCAAUAGGAAUUCAAUAUCACAGGCAUUGUGUGAUGCUAGGAAUGUAGUUUAUGGGGAUACAAAGGAGCAAUAUGCCAUGUUGAGGGACUAUGGUGAAACUCUGUUGAAGACCAACCCGGGAUUGACAGUUCAGAUUUGCACAAAACCACAACCUAGUGAUGACGUCAUCUUUGAGAGGAUGUACAUCUGUUUGAGUGAGUGCAAAUCUAGUUUCAGGGCUGGUUUUUGUCCAUUAAUUGGACUUAAUGGGGCCUUUUUGAAAACUGUAUUCGGGGGAAAAAUCCUAUCUACUGUUGGACAAGAUGCUAAUCACCAUAUAUAUGUUAUUGCGUGGACAAUUGUAGAAGUGGAGAACUUUGAGAAAUGGAGGUGGUUUCUAGAGUUGCUACAUGAAGACCAUGGAGACUAUAAGACUCAUGGGUGGAACUUCAUCUCUGAUAUGUAA